Molecule: messenger RNA, 2550 nt
Organism: Drepanopeziza brunnea f. sp. 'multigermtubi' MB_m1
Lineage: Eukaryota; Fungi; Ascomycota; Leotiomycetes; Helotiales; Drepanopezizaceae
Source: RefSeq, a predicted model, not a curated record
AUGCUGGGUUGGGACUAUGGGAAGCGGCAGCCAGUACGCCACCUCGACGCUCGGCAGCUUUUCCGUGCUGCCAUCGACGACAUCGAUCUUCCAUCCUCUAUCAUGACAUCCAGGCCAGACAUCUCGCUCCCCCCGAACGAGUGUGAGUCCGCCUCGCGGAAACCAAGGGUUUGCCGAUACUUCAGCAGCAGAAACGCAAUUGCAAGCAUACUUCCCGGAUCAUUUGAUCUCCACCGCUAUCACGGGCGUGGGGGGAGACGAUUGAUCUGGACAUCAGACGUCAGACAUCCAGAUUAUGGAGAAUUCAGUGGCAGUCGUGGACUCCUGGACUCGUGGACUGGCCACUGUCAAGCCGGCGACGAAUGCCAAUUCUUGCAUGAUGACAACAAACUUCCUGUAACAUCGAAGCCAUUUGACAACACAACCGAACCAUCCGCGGAGGGCAAAGGCAAUGCAGGCAACCUCGUGAUGGAGGAAGAUGGUAUGGUCCGAGAUCGCCAGCAGGCAAUUACGAAACCUGUCCCUACUUCGCGAGUCGUUCCAAAGCCAGUACCACAAGCACAAGCCCAGGAUCCUCGAGAAUUCCAGUUGGGCCAGAUACGGAGACGUUUCAAGCCCAAGGAGACGACGCAUCCUGGUUCACAAGCUACGCUCUUGAAGUUCAGCCUUGCUCCUUCAGAUCCUGAUUUCCCUUUUGAGAUGACCACAUUGGAUUGUUUACUUUCUGUACCAAAUACGUAUCCGAAUCAUGGCCCAUCUCUCAAAGUUGGUAAUACCGAUAUCCCCAGAGGAUUUGCUCUCAAUGUCGAGCAUGGGUUUGAGAAUUUGGUCAAGGACAAGCCAGAUUCCACCUUGCUGGAGUUUUUAAAGGCUCUUGAUAAGAACCUCGAAGCUUUCUUAUCCGCCCCAAAGGCUGAAACGGUAAUGUUGGUACCGAACAAGGAUACCCGACACCUCUCAUCUGCUCCUUCACGGUCCGUAGAACCAGCUCUUGCUUCUGCUGCGGUGAAGGAACCUGUCUCUCCCGAGAGAACUACUCCCAAGAUCGCGGCGCCUCUCAUUACUUACUCGGCCCAGGAGAAGGCCGAGGCUUUGAAGCGGAGAGAAGUUGAGACUAGACAACUUGAGGCUCGGAUGAAGCGCUUACCCCUUUACAAGAUGUCGCCUGAUGGGAUCGCAUUUACAUUGCCUGUGGAGCCGAAGAAGCGAGCAGAGUUGCCGAUCUCGUUACAAGCAGUCAAAGCAGUUGUUCUGUUUGUUCCUCUCUUGUACCCUCUGCAGCCUUGCCGCAUCAAGCUGGAUGGCCCUGAUACUCCAGAAGCCAAGCCAGUUGAGGUUGGGUUCCAGCAGAAAGCUAUUGAGCGAAAACAUGUCACGCUGACUGGACACGUCAAUUACCUGGCUCAAAAUAUGCAUCUUCUAGCAAAAACCAAGUUGGAGGCAAAGCCAGCUCUAGCUGUUCCCGUUCAGCUCCCAAUCGUAGAGGAUCCCGUCUCCACGGGAACUUUGCCAGAGGGCCACCAAGACCCAGACCGCAGUCACAUUCAAUACAUCACUAGACCACCUGAGUGGGAGAUUAUCGAAAGAGAUGAGGCUUCCGACUCUGAUGAAAUUGACUCUUAUGAUACAGGAGACGAAUCUUCCGACGAGGACGGAGGGGUCGCAGUUCACGAAGACGGCGAAAAGUCACCCGAACAACCCAAGCAACCAAUGCAGAAUACAGAGCGGGGCACUUCCAUCUCUUUUCCAUUCAUGGAGCUAUAUGGUAUCGAACUCUUGGAGAUCGUCGUACUGAAUAUUACCGUCAAGUGUGAGAGAUGCAAGGAUGUGACAGAGGUGAAGGGGCUUAAGGACGGCAUCACCAAGUCAGAGAGCUGCAAGAAGUGCGCAAGCCCCUUAAGCAUACAGUUCCGCAAAGACUUAAUACAUGCACAUGCAGUACGAGCAGGUUUCCUAGACUUGGAGGGUUGUGUUGUCGGCGACAUGUUGGCUAGCACAUUCAUUCCAACUUGCUCUCAAUGUUCCAACGCCUACCCGCUACCUGGAAUCGUUUCGGUUCAAGGCGAAUCCACCAGGAACGUCUGCCGGACAUGCUAUUCACAGCUUAUCUACAAAAUCCCAUCGGUCAAAUUCCUCCGCAUCUCUUCAUCAAAUAUCCCUACAGCCCCGGGAGCCCGCCGCAAGAGAGAAACUCUCGGCCUCACCCCAGGAACCGAGCUCCCCAAACGCGGUCGCUGUCGCCACUACACCAAGAGCUAUCGCUGGUUCCGCUUCAGCUGCUGCAUGAAAGUCUACGCCUGCGAUAAAUGCCACGAGGAAGGCGAGGACCACCCGAACGAAUGGGCAAACCGCAUGAUCUGUGGACACUGUUCUAGGGAGCAGAACUACCGGCCAGAGGACUGCGGGUUCUGUCGUGGGAGCAUGGUGGCGAGGAAGAGCGUCGGCGGAUUCUGGGAAGGAGGAAAAGGGACCCGUGAUCGGGUUAAGAUGAGUAGGAAGGAUAAGAGAAAGCACAGAAGGAUCGGGGGAGCGGCUAAGCCGAAAGAGUGA